Molecule: messenger RNA, 6295 nt
Organism: Anopheles stephensi (Asian malaria mosquito)
Lineage: Eukaryota; Metazoa; Arthropoda; Insecta; Diptera; Culicidae
Product: MOXD1 homolog 2-like
Exons: 9
Coding region: 1079-3184 (701 amino acids)
Biological process (GO): octopamine biosynthetic process; norepinephrine biosynthetic process; dopamine catabolic process
Cellular component (GO): secretory granule membrane
Molecular function (GO): dopamine beta-monooxygenase activity; copper ion binding
Source: RefSeq, a predicted model, not a curated record
UUUAGUAACGUCGUGGCUUCGGUGGAAAACAGAUCGUCGUAAACCGCCGCGUGUUUGCCCGUUAUCGCUUCGCCCGUCGAGGAAAAACACACACACUUGGCGCGCGCGCGUGUACCGUGCGUGAGUGCGUUCGUGACGUUCUUUGCUGCUCGUUUGGUUCGCUGGGUUCGCUUUUUCGCCCUGGUGUGUUGCGGGCCCUUCUGUCGCGUGCGUCCGUUUGCGUGCGUUGUACGUGGUGCGUGUGUUUGUGUACGCCAAGUACGCGAUGAAUUGAAGGGUGAAUGUUGAUACGCGAUUUAAGAGCAGCGUACAGUUUUGCAGUGUCUCUACUGUCUCGUGGCUCAAUAUAAAACAAAUAUUGUAGAGCGAUUCUACUCAACAGAAAGUGAUUAUAUUUAGUGGAAUUGCAUCCUGAUUGCAAACAAAACGUGUGUUGCGCAGUGAAAAUUAAUUAAAUUGAACAUGUGAUCGAUCGCAGGUUUGCCUUUUUUUUGUUGGUGAAAAUCAAGUGAAUCAAGUGAAUUCCAAUGCACAUAGUUGUUAAAAAAAGUAUGGCAAAGUAAAUACGGCGAAGCGUGUAGUUGUGUGGUGAAGAAGAAAAUUCAAAGUUUCGGUGUGGAGCUUCAGCUACACAGUCACAGUCAGAAACGUACAAGGGCAGUGUAAUACGAGACCGAAUUGCUGCAUCCUCCUGGAACACACGGGUGUGGGAGCAUUUCGACAAACAUCAACGACAACCGUCAGAAUCUCCACGUCCGGCAACGGCUCCAUCUGAACGGUGCAGUUAAACAGUCUGUUGCCUCCACCAAGCCUGUUCAGCUGUUGAAAGUGUUUAGUGCUGUGUGUAUGUAGGCGACCUCUACUUCCAGAUGCGUGUGGAUCGAUGAGCCAGCGUGUAGUGGCGAGAGGUUCGUCCUCCCGGUAGUGAAAGAUGCGACAGAAGCGAAUGCUUAAAGUGCGCAUAAAGGUGAUCCGUGUAAUCCUUGCCUAGAAGAAGGAGUAGGCGAAGAAGAAAGCAUAAAUUAAAGCUUGUGUUUGUGUGCGUGCGUGUGUGUGUGUGUUUGUGAGUAGUUCCUAUAUGUUACCUAUAAUGUGUGUCGCACGGAGAAGGAUGUCCUUCUCGUCGACGGUUGCCUGUGCGGUGCUCGUAGUGCUGGUGAGCAGCAGUGCCCUGUCGCUGGUGACCGGUGCCCACUGGGACCAUGCCAUCUUCCUGGACGACGACUAUCGGCUGCUGUGGAGCAUCACCGGCCAGGACAUCACGUUCGAGGUGCAGGUCCGUACCCACGGUUACGUUGGACUGGGGUUUUCCAAGGACGGUACCAUCUACGGUGCGGACAUGGUGAUCGGUUGGGUCGACCAGGGCCAGGUACACUUUCAGGACCGACACGUGAAGAAGCACGGUAGUGGUGAGCCGCUGGUUGACUCCUCGCAGGACUAUGUGCUGCUGCUGGGCUACGAAAACCAGACACACACUGUCCUUCGGUUCAAGCGCAAACUGGACACGUGUGACGUUGCGUACGAUGUACCAAUCACGAACGAUACGAUGCGCGUGAUCUACAUGUACCACAGCAAGGAACCACAGUCGCCCGGCAACCUGCCCGAUCCGGUCGAAGCGUUCAAGCAGGCCCGCUCGCUCUUCCUAACCCAGCGGAUCAACCAGGCACCGCUGAAACCGGAUCCACGCCUUCGGACGAUGGAGUUGCUCAAUCAGGACGUAAAUUUGCCGCAGGGUGACGGUACCCUGCACUGGUGCAAGAUGUUCAAGCUGAACGAUAUCAAUCGCAAACAUCAUCUGAUUAGGUACGAGCCGGUGUUUGAUUCCGGUACGAGUGCAUCCUACGUCUAUCACAUGAUACUGCACGAGUGUCAAGGAUCGUCGCCGGAGCUGGAAAUUAUGUCACGGGAAAAUGGUUGCCCGUGCUAUCGGGCGGAUAAAUCGAUACUGACCUGCAACUCGAUCGUGGCCGCCUGGACGCGCGGCUCGGAGGGCUUUUCCUUUCCGAGCCAGGUAGGCUAUUCGCUUGAAUCGAAUCAGGCCCGGUUCUACCUGAUGGAGACACACUACAGCCUCUCCGCGAACGAGUACACCUGGCCACCGAAACCGAAAGCCAUGGUGGACAAUUCGGGCCUCCGGUUGUUCUAUACCAGCACGCUUCGUGCACAGGACGCUGGCGUUCUGUCGGUCGGUAUAGAUCCAAACUGGAGGCAUAUUAUCCCACCCGGCCAGGAGCACGUCGUUUCGGAGGGCCACUGUGUGGGUGAGUGCACCCAGCGAGCCUUCCCGCGCGACGGUGUCAACAUCUUCGCAGUAAUGAUGAGGACACAUCAAAUUGGGCGUCAGAUCAAGCUGAGACAGAUCCGUCAGCGUGAAGAACUGCUCCCGAUCGCACACGAUCGUAAUGCGGAUUGGAACUAUCAGGAGUAUCGACGGCUAUCGGCACCGGUUCGUGUUCUGCCAGGGGAUCGACUGAUCGCGGAAUGCAUCUACGACAGUUCAGCAAGAGCUGCCAUCACACUCGGUGGGUUGACAACGCGGGAAGAGACGUGUCUGGUGCUGGCACUGUACUACCCCCGGCAGAAGGAACUCACCACGUGUCACUCGCUGCCGAGUUUACCCACCGUUAUCAACUCGCUCGGCAUCAACGAGCUAGUACCAGGAUCAAACCCCGUACGGAUCGCAUCUCCACCGGAGCUCUCCGGAAUGACGCUCGAGACGCGUUUGAUCUCGUACGACUGGCGGAACAAUUUCCGCAGCUUCCAGUACGUCACUAGAAGAGGGUCCUUUAAGCCGUUGUGCUGGAGCGCCAAGAAUCAGCCCAUGCCGGGCACAGAAAAUUUGGAAGGAUUCGCACCGAACAUCACCAAAUCGUACAAGCUGAUCCGGUCGUGCAGUUUCGUCGGAAGCACCAAUGUCGCCAACGUGUUCUUCCACAAUCGGAACCGGUACGUGACGGAGUCAGAGACGAGCGUCGACCUUGCCGACCACGAUGAGGACGAUAUCGACAGUAAUAACGUGAUAGAGGGCGCCGCCAGAAGCAAGGUGUCCCGCAGCUCCGUCACGGAGUCGAUGGGAUUGAGCGGCGGUUUGGCAACGGAUCGGCCAGCCGGUACCGUACCGAAAAUCUUCGCCUCGUUGCUGUUCAUCGUCGUGCUCAACUCGUUCCGGAUAGCGGCGGUGUAAAGGCAACGCGCCCGGCAUCCAUACUCACCAACGAGUCCUAGAUUCGGCCACGUUCGUACGGCGAACGACUGUGAGAUUGUACAUACAACAACCGAGGUAUGAGCGCGCGCAUGUGUGUGUGUGAGUGUGUCCGGGAGUGGGGAGAAGGAAAAGAAUGAUCGGUUUUCCGGCGUGCAGUGCGCUGGGAAACUUUACCGCUAAGCAAUGAUUACCGGGGUUACCUUGUAUUCCACCAGGUGGAAAGAUUGUCUGUUUAUUUUCUAAGGUCUGCGCGUCUAUCACAUCCAAGUAGUUGAUGAAUGUUGUAAAAAGUGCUGAAAAAACAAUGGGGAAGAGUUGACAAAUGUGCGUGGAAAAGUGUUGCUGGACAGUGAAAAUCGAAUGAAAAAAAAAGAAUUCUAUAACAAACUGGAAAAAAAUAAAAAUGGAGAACAAACUAUAGAAAAGAGGAAACACAACAUAAAAGAAACAAAAUCCGUGUCAAAACACUCAAAACAUAAACCGAAUACAUAUAGUAAAAGAUGAACAGCAACAGUAACUCUUUCCCUCUCCCGUCACUGUACAUACAACAAGCCUUGCCAACAAACGGCUUUUGGCAUCCGUUUUUUUGUAAAUAGUGCAUUUUGUAUAAAAAGAAGACGAAGAAGAAAAGCAAGAUCGUAGUUGAACGAAAGCAAAAGUAAGCAAAGAAUGAAAUAGAGCAAGUAGAAAGAAGAAACAAGAAAAUGAAACGAAACCAAAAAAAAACACAUAACAAUAGAAAGAGGAAAAAUCAACAUUAAAAAAACAGAUCUCGUACACUCGGUAGCAAAAUGGUGGUGCAAACAUUAUAGAUGUCAACGUGGUAGUGUAAUUUAGAAAAAACCCGAAACAAAACGAAGAAAAAAACCUGAUCAUAAAAGUGAAGGAAAGCUAAAGGAAAAGCUAGAACGAAACCUGUGAAUAACAAUACUGUUGUCGGUGUGUGUCCUGUGAGAGUGUGCUGGGUAGGGUUGGUAAAAUCACUUCCGAACACUGGAUUCCGGAUGCAAUGUUUAUAUACACUCGUGCGAGCGUCCUCAAAUGCCGUCAAGCUAGUAGCCUAAAGUAUUUAGCUACUCAACCUCCACUUAAGAAAACAGAGCUAUUCUAUUUUUUAUGUUCAUCUGUUACCCACUUACUAGUCCUAGCAGGAAGGUUCCCUGAUGUUUUCUAUCGUGUCUGUUGGUCAAGUGUUUUAAAAUGUGCAAAGUUGGUAGUUUGUAUGCGAAAAGGGUGCGAGCUGCUGUGUGUGGUGAGAAGGUAAAUGACACCUAACUACCCGGAAAUACCUGACCCCGAGUUUCUCUCGCCCUUCCCCUAUCCUUCACUCUAUCUGUGUGUCUCCAUCUGGGACAAGGUGUAUGUAGAAUACUGUUUACAACAAAAGAAAAGCGAAAGCCGUCCACUUCCAUCCAAAGGAACGAACGAAGUGGCUUUCGUUAGGUUUCGACAGUUAUCUGUUUGAUUUUUGGAAUUGCAACUACCUGCUUAGCUACUGUUUCCGGUGGAGCUUGCUUCCUUUUCUUUCCGAAGGUUCAGAUAAUAGAUGAACGAGAUGCUGAAAUUCUACACAUGUCCCACUUUACCUCAUACCUUAAGACUUUUAUCAUCCUUCUCUACUUCUCUAACUUAUUUUUUUAAUCGUUUGAUGUCCUUGGACAUUCAGCCUGGAUUCGGUUCUCUAUGUAGGACACUUCUCAAUGUUUUUAUCCACCUAGAGCAGGUCCCAUUAUCCUACGGUCAGCUAGCAAACUCGCGAGAGACAAUCAUAAAACAGAAAUCGCUCAACUUUAUAGAGUCAAACGACAGUUACAUUAACACUGAGCGUUGGUGGAUUAGCAUGCAAAGGGCACGGGGACAGUUGGUGGGGACGUGGGGAGUUGCGUGGCAAAGAGAAUGCUGACCAGAUGGGUAAAGUUUUUUUUAAUAGUCUUUUCCCAAAUGAUAGGAUCUUCUUUUUCAACUGUUUUACUUUCCAUGUGAUGUGUUUUCUUGUCUGCUGUCUUCUUUUGUUUACUUCUUUAAUGAAUCUUCACUUUAAAGCUUUCUGUUUACUAAUUGGUUUUUAUCCAUUUCUUACUAUUUUCUUCUUUUACUUUUUUGGAUUCCUAUAUUAUACUUAUUUCCCUUUUAUCGUUUUAUCAUUUCUAUUUUAUUCUUAUGAAUGUUUACAUUCUGUUGAUUGUUUUUUCUUGAAUUUUCAAGUUAAACUAAAUAUUUAUUUUAUAUUUUCUACUUGGUUAAAUAUUUCUAAUUCAUACUUGUGUGUUUUAAGUUUUAUUUUAUCUUGAAAUACGAAUUACCUCCGCUUUAAUUUAUUUUCAAUUUAAACCCUUUUUUCGUCUCCGUUUACAUCGAAAUACUCCAACUAGAUUAUCUCUUAUGUUAUCGCCAUUGUACUAUCCAAACUCCAAAGAGAAAGGUGACGGAAAAAACCCCCGAAACAAGCGGAGAGUGAAUGAAAAGAAAAGAUCUUUUCACUUGUGAUACAGUUUGCACGGAAUGUUUGUGAAAGUGGCAUAGAGUAACAUAAAACAGAAUAUGAUCGUCUCGCGUUAGUACUUACACACUAGUGGCAACAGUAGUAGCAGCAGUAGCAGUAAAAACUUGUAGUCGUGAUCAGAUAAAGGUGAAAAAAAACAAGAACGUUUUCUUUUGCAAACGCUUCAAAGCAAUCCUUUCGAAUCGAGCCAACUUUUCCCGUAUAUGUGUAAAUAGGGCCGUUAGGAAAAACUGUUCGCUUACGUAUCGUACGCGACGGGCAAAUGAGUUCUACAUUCCGCUAUCCUUUUCACUCCUUGUGAACCUUUGUGAAUGCCACUUUUCCGGCACCUGUUGAAGCUGGUUGGCGCCUGCCAAACGAUCUGUUGAGCGAUUUUUCUUACUUUCCAUUUUCCGACGGUUCGGCCGACACUUUUCCCGCUUUCGUUUCCGAGAAAAAUUUUGUCUCCCACCGAUUAACGAUGAGAUGAGAUGCACCCAGCGGUGUGCGCGGUGCUGGUGGCUCUAGGCGCGACCUUCAGUAUGUCUCAUCUUUUAUAGUAAAUGGAACGUAACAAGUCUGUCCCUUGGAAUGGAGCGUGAAAGUAA